UCAGAUGAGGUGUCUGUCUUUAGGGACCCUAAAGGCUCAUUAACUCGCAACGACAAAUGUUUUUUGGCUUGUUUUACAAGAGAAUCGGGAAUCAAACUAGAGGGAGAUAAAAUUGUUGAUAAGUUUGGAUAUUCGGAUAUAAUAGAACGGGAAGAUCCUGACUACUACAAAAUGUCCUUAAGCAUUGUGAAGGAAUGCAACGAAGAAGUUCCUAAAAUGGAUGACGAAUGCGAAUAUAGUGGUUUACUUUACAAAUGUCACAUGGAAAAAGCGGAACAAAAAAGUGUGGAGAUACCCACGUUCUCUUAAAAAAAGUGAGAAACAGCUAACUCGAUGCAAUGAUUUUGUAAUGUACCUAAU
Molecule: messenger RNA, 360 nt
Organism: Agrilus planipennis (emerald ash borer)
Lineage: Eukaryota; Metazoa; Arthropoda; Insecta; Coleoptera; Buprestidae
Exons: 4
Molecular function (GO): odorant binding
Source: RefSeq, a predicted model, not a curated record